AUGAAGUUCACCGGCAUUCUCGACCUAUUCCUCACCGUUGGGGUCUACGUCGCCGCGGUUCCCCUGCCGGGGACCCAGGCGUCCCGAAUCCCGCCAUCCGUAGCGUCCAUACGGAGGAAAUCAACCUCGGGGACGGAGCCUCCGAGUCUAAGAGAGACUCGACAGGCCCUGAUGGCGUAUCCUGCUCCGCCGAGGAGGUAG
Fonsecaea erecta is the source of this 201-nucleotide messenger RNA. RefSeq lists its product as hypothetical. The transcript has 2 exons. Lineage: Eukaryota; Fungi; Ascomycota; Eurotiomycetes; Chaetothyriales; Herpotrichiellaceae. Bases 1 to 201 code for a protein of 66 amino acids. The record is from RefSeq and is a predicted model, not a curated record.